Messenger RNA from Stegastes partitus (bicolor damselfish), 3373 nucleotides. It is a transcript of the gene mars1, whose product is annotated as methionyl-tRNA synthetase 1. Gene Ontology annotation, molecular function: methionine-tRNA ligase activity; ATP binding. NCBI's taxonomy places the organism in Eukaryota, Metazoa, Chordata, Actinopteri, Pomacentridae. Gene Ontology annotation, biological process: methionyl-tRNA aminoacylation. Gene Ontology annotation, cellular component: cytosol; aminoacyl-tRNA synthetase multienzyme complex. The record is from RefSeq and is a predicted model, not a curated record. The coding region runs from base 127 to 2913 and encodes 928 amino acids. The transcript has 22 exons.
CUUGCAUCAGCGUGAACGGCACUCGCCGGCAAAGUUGUCAGCUACUUGUCUCGCUUCAAAGUUUAGAAAAUCGCCACCAUUAAGGCAAAUCGUCAGUCUUACAGCGGAGUAGGUACCAACGGCACCAUGAAGCUGUUCGUAAGCGAAGGCAACCCGCAUUGCCUGAAGGUGUUAGCUGCCUUAGAAGUGACAGGAGUUCAGUGUAGCGUCCAGUAUGUCAACCACGAAGAGAAAGUGGUGCCGUUUCUUAGCCGUCCAGUUUUGCCAGCCCUCCUUCUGCCCAGUGGACUACACCUUUUCAGCUCCAAUGCCAUCUGCCGAUAUCUAUUUGAAGUAAGUGGACAAGAAUCCAGUGAGCUUUGCAACCAGUGGCUUGAAUGGGAGGCCACAGAUCUUCAGCCUGCACUGCUACAGGCUCUUCACAUGGCAGUGCUGCAGGGAAAAGGAUCAGAGGUGUCCAAGGUCCUCCAGGGUCCCCUGAAGUUCUUGGACCAAAGCUUGACCAAGGGGGGCAAGCCAUAUUUAAAUGGGGAUACUGUUUCACUCGCUGAUCUUGUUUUGUGGGCCGCACUGUACCCUGUUUUAUCUGACUCUUCACUAGCAUUGGGUGAACACAAAUCUGUGAAUAGUUGGUUCGACCGUGUGGCUUCUAUACAUAGUUGCCUGUCUGCUGCUCAGAAAGUGCUGCAGGGAAAAGGCCUGCAGGGCAUGAAGAGUUACAUGCAGAGGCAGCCUGCCCCUCAGAGCAACCAGUGCAGAGACACACAGCCGUGCAACAGCAACCCUGCUGAGGGUGAGGAAGGCGAGCGUGAUUUUUCAGAAGAGGAAAUGGAAGCAGCUGCUCUCACCUGGAGUAAGGGUCUGAGCACCAGCCCUGUGGUGACAGACAGACAACACCCUAUUUUGCCACAGGAAGGCAAAAGAAACAUCCUGGUGACCAGUGCUUUGCCUUAUGUCAACAAUGUCCCCCACCUGGGUAACAUCAUUGGCUGUGUCCUCAGUGCUGAUGUCUUCUCCAGGUAUGGCCGCCUGCGAGACUGGAACCUGUUGUUUGUGUGUGGCACAGAUGAGUAUGGCACAGCCACAGAGAACAAGGCCAGAGAGGAGGGCCUGACACCGCAACUGAUCUGUGACAAGUACCACGCUGUUCACUCCAGCAUCUACAAAUGGUUCCAAAUUGACUUUGACUUUUUUGGUAGAACCACCACGGAGAAGCAGACAGAGAUAGCUCAGAAUAUUUUCUGGCGACUCCACAAGAAUGGUUUCCUUGUAGAAGACACAGUUGAGCAACUACGCUGUGAAAAUUGUCAGCGUUUCCUGGCUGACCGCUUCGUAGAAGGCAUCUGUCCUCACUGCAAAUACCCAGAAGCUCGUGGUGAUCAGUGUGACAAGUGUGGGCGGCUCAUCAAUGCUGUGGAGCUCAGGGAACCACAGUGUAAGGUCUGCAGGCAGACUCCUGUCAUCCGCUCCUCCAAACAUCUUUUCCUGGACCUGCCAAAGCUAGAAACUCAGUUGGAGCAGUGGCUGGAGAAAUCAACCAGCACAGGAGAUUGGACAGCAAACGCCAAACAAAUCACUCGCUCCUGGCUAAGAGACGGACUUAAACCACGCUGCAUCACCAGGGACCUGCUUUGGGGAACGCCAGUACCUCACCCUGAUUUUAAAGAGAAGGUGUUCUACGUGUGGUUUGACGCCCCCAUUGGUUAUCUGUCCAUCACUGCCAACUACACCGACAAAUGGGAAAAGUGGUGGAAGAAUCCUCAUCAGGUGGAGCUGUACAACUUCAUGGCCAAAGACAAUGUGCCAUUCCACAGUGUGGUGUUCCCCUGCUCCCUACUGGGAGCCCAGGACAACUACACUCUAGUCAACCACCUUGUUGCCACUGAAUAUCUGAAUUACGAGGACACAAAAUUCUCCAAGAGCCGUGGUGUGGGUGUGUUUGGAGACAUGGCAAAGGACACUGGCAUCCCAGCUGACGUGUGGCGGUUCUACCUUCUGUAUGUGCGUCCAGAGGGACAGGACUCUGCUUUCUCUUGGGCUGACAUGGCUCUAAAGAACAACUCUGAGCUCCUCAAUAACCUGGGCAAUUUCAUCAACAGAGCCGGCAUGUUUGUCGCUAAGUUCUUUGAGGGUUGUGUGCCUGUGAUGGAGCUUCAGCAGGAAGAUAAGAGGCUCCUGGCUCUGGUGGGCUGGGAGCUGCAGCAGUAUAUCCAGCUCAUGGACAAAGUCAAAAUCCGCGAUGCCCUUAAACACAUCCUUAACAUCUCUCGUCAUGGCAACCAAUACAUUCAGGUCAAUGAACCGUGGAAGAAGAUCAAGGGAGGAGACACAGAAAGGCAGCGUGCAGGCACCGUGACUGGUGUUUCUGUGAAUAUCGCCUGCUUGCUGUCAGUGAUGCUCAUGCCUUAUAUGCCAGCAGUCAGCCAAACCAUCAGGGAUCAACUCAACGCCCCGCAAUCUUGCGUCAAUACGAUGUUGCAAGGCACUGGCACCUUUGUAUGUUCCCUGUGUGCUGGCCAUCGCAUUGGCACUGUCAGUCCAUUGUUCCAGAAACUGGAGGCGGACCAGAUUGAGGCUUUGAAGAAAAGAUUUGGUGGACAGCAGCCCGAAGAUGAACCAUCUAAAGAGAAGAAGACACCACAGAGCACUGCCAGCCCUCAGCCGGCUGCUGUGCCAGCUACUGCUGCCGCCGAUGAGGUGGCGAUGGUGAACGGAGUGGACCCGGAGAAAGCCAAGCAGCUAACACAGGCUGUGGCUGAGCAGGGGGACAAGGUUCGAGCGCUCAAAGCCCAAAAGGCAGAAAAGGCCGUGAUCACAGCAGAGGUGGCGAAACUGUUGGACCUUAAGAAACAACUGGCUCUUGCAGAAGGGAAGAGCCCUGAGCCUGCACCUCAGAAGGGCAAGAAGAAGUGAGACAGGAAAAAAAGGGAAAGCAAAAAUGAUGGAGGUUAGUCAGAGGAAGGAAAGACUAGAAUGGUUUGAGGUAUGAUAGUGGAGAAUGGGAACAAGAUGUACACUAAGAGAGAGAUGAGGGUAUUAGCUUAAGGCAAAGCCGUGACAGGAUCUAAGACAAUGUGGUAUUGGCACUGAGGACUAAUGAAAUGCUGGAUAGGCCGACGGGGAAAUGAAAACACACAAAGAGAGAGUCAAAUGAAUACAGCUACAGAAUGGAGGGAUUUUUCCAAAUCCCUACACCAAAAGAAACUGAUUUUAUACUCUCCCUGUGAUAAAGUCAGCAUAUGAUAUUAGUGUUGGAAGGUGUGUUGCGCAUCUAAAGAUGUUUUUAUAUCCUCUGGAAAAUUGUGUUUUUGCUUAUUGCUACAAAUACCCUUUUUGGAUCCAUAAAAUAAACUGAUUGAGUUCAACUAAAAAA